GCCUGCCUGAAAGAGCUCAGUUGUCCUGUCCUUGCAGCAGAAUCCACUUGACUUCCAUUCAACAUCUCACCAUGUUUGUUCAGUUUUGCUUUGCUUUGCUGGCUCUCUACUCUCUGGCUGCUGCAUCUGAUCCAGGCUGUGAUGAACUGAUCAAACCUCUGGAGGACCACAGCAAGAUUUAUGGAAAAUGGGUAUUACAUGCUGGAGCAUCAGACAGUGAAUACAACCUGAAGGCAAAAAAAAUUUUGAACAGCUCCUGGGUUAAACUUACCACCAUACCUGACAGUGAUGAAUUCAGUAUGCACUACAUAGACAAAAUUGAAGGAAAAUGUGUUUGUGGAACCCUUAAUUCCAGCACAUCAGGAAACGCGACCAAGGUGAUCUUUUACUAUAACUCUACCACAUAUGAGCAUAUCGGGCGCUUUUUGGAGACGUGCGCUGACUGCGUCCUGUGGACAGAUGAUGCAGUGGCCGAGGUGAACGGGGAGGCUAGAAAAAGCAGAAACCUCUACAUCUUCUCAAAUACUGGAAAACUGGAGGCUUCUGAUCUUGAGGUUUUCAAGAAGCAGGCAAAGUGUCUCAACCUCUUACCUGAUCUCUAUUUUCUCGAAACUACAGACCUGUGUCCUGAAGAAAAGGAACCUACCACAGCUCCCACAGAUGGAAACCCUGAAGACCAAUAGAGGAAACCCAAGUUAUCGUCUUCAUUCUGCCAUUCAAACCUGCUGUUCCUGCUCUUUUUGGCUCUAAUCAGCAUUCAGAUUUGAUUUCUUUUUUUGUCAACUCCCUAUAGCAUAACUUGUUUAGAAAUAAACUAUGUAGUCUGCUGCAAA
Molecule: messenger RNA, 833 nt
Organism: Girardinichthys multiradiatus
Lineage: Eukaryota; Metazoa; Chordata; Actinopteri; Cyprinodontiformes; Goodeidae
Exons: 6
Coding region: 72-683 (203 amino acids)
Source: RefSeq, a predicted model, not a curated record